AGUGGGAGACAUGAUAUAAAGACUUGGUAACAGCGACCGAUUGGGAUAGACGGAUAUCGUCAUGUGGCAGUAUCGAGCGAUCGGCCUUUUGGCCUUACUACUUGCGACAUGUAUCCAUGCAAAAGAAAUAGAAUUGUUGCGUUUAAAACGCGGCAGUGGAGGGUCAUAUUCCUCCAGCAGUGCUAGCAGUUCUGCUAGUGCUGGCUCGUACGGCGGUAGCAGCUUCUCCAAAUCCGAUGCUCAAGCCGUUGGCAGUGCCUCGGCAGGUGCUCAGUCUUCGGCCCUAUCGAAUGCUGGUUCCGGUGGUUAUGGAGGCGGCGGUCAUGGCGGUGGCGGACAAGGUGGUUUCGGAGGCGGCAGUCAUGGCGGUGGCGGACAAGGUGGUUUCGGAGGCGGCAGUCAUGGUGGUGGCGGACAUGGAGGUUUCGAAGGCGGCAGUCAUGGUGGUGGCGGACAUGGUGGUUUCGGUGGUGGCAGCGGUGGAUCUCACGGCGGUUUUGGAGGCGGCAGCAGCGGUGGAUUUGGAGACGGCGGACAUGGAGGCGGCGGAUAUGGAGGCGGCGGACAUGGAGGCGGCGGUAGGGGUGGAUACGGAGGUGCCAAUGCUGGUGCUACUGCUGGAAGCGGUGGAUAUGGAGGAAGUGGUGGACUUGGCGGCGGGCAUAGCGGUAGCGGUGGAUAUGGUGGCGGCGGACACAGCGGUAGCGGUGGAUACGGUGGUGGCAGUGCCGGUAGCGGUGGAUAUGGUGGCGGCGGACAUGGCGGACACAGCGGUAGCGGUGGAUACGGUGGUGGCAGUGCCGGUAGCGGUGGAUAUGGUGGCGGCGGACAUGGCGGUGGAUAUGGCGGCAACGGUGGAUUCGGACAUGGCGGCAGUGGAGGUUACGGUGGUGGUAGUAGUGGUGGCGGUGGAAGUGGUGUUAAUAAAGUUAGUGGAGGUGGUGCUAGUGCUGGGUCGGGUAGCUACGGCGGAAGUUCCGGAACCGGAGGCUACGGAGGUGCUGGUGGUGGUCCCGGAGGUUACGGUGGUAGUUCUGGAGGCCAUGGUGGCAUUGGGGGAUCAGGUGCAGGAAGUUACGGUGGAGGUAGCACUGGUACUGGCGGUGGUUCUGGAGGCCACGGUAGUAGCGGCUCCGGAAGCUAUGGUGGUGGUUCUGGUGGUAGUUAUGGUGGGGCUGGUUCUACUGCAGGUAGUUACGGUGGAGGUGCUGGCGGUCAUGGUGGUGGUAUUGGUCCGGGAGGUGGUCACGGUGGUGGUAUUGGUCCGGGAGGUGGUCACGGUGGUGGACCUGGUGGUGGUGGUGUUGGAGGAGGCGUGUCUAAAGGUUCAGCGAAUGCUGCUGCGAAUGCUGGCGCUUCUGCUGGAGCCAGUGGAUUAGGUGGAGGAUAUGAUUCUGGUUUUGGCGGACCUGGCUUAGGAAGUGGACAUGGAGGAGGUCUAGGAGGUGGAUAUGGAGGUGGAUUAGGCGGUCGACCUGGAGGAAGUUUGGGCGGACAUGGAGGAGGUUUAGGCGGUGGACAUGGAGGUGGAUUAGGCGGUGGACAUGGCGGAUAUGGAGGCGGAGGUCUAGGAGGUGGAUGCGGUCCCGGAGGAUGCGGUGGCGCUAGCGGUAUAGCUAAUGCCCAAGCAAGUGCAAAUGCAAAUGCUGGUGCUGGAGGAUAUGGAGGCCAUGUUGGUCACGGAUCCGGACCGGGAGUAGAUCUAUUCUCUCGUAUCAACACAGACGAAGAUACGGGCCAGAGUGGUACCGUUGAAGGUGCAAAAGGUGUCUAUAGCAGCAGCGCGGCGAACAUAGACAGUACCGGCAAAGGUACUUAUUCCGUGAAAGCGGGCAAAAUUCCGGCGUAAAGUGCAUUUAAUUUUCGACUCAAUAUUUGAAAUUAAAUAUUGUUUCGCUAAAAAUUCUUUCAACGCUCAAAAAGCGCAGCUGUGAUUAAAAUUGCAUCGUAUUUUGACAUAAACAUAGUUACGCGAUAAAUAAGAUCUAUAUUUUAUUUAUUAUCCAACUGCCAAGAAUAAAACUGUGGCGUUUGAAAUAAAUUCACGGAAUUAUAGAAAA
Messenger RNA from Ooceraea biroi (clonal raider ant), 2060 nucleotides. Its product is annotated as glycine-rich cell wall structural protein. The record is from RefSeq and is a predicted model, not a curated record. NCBI's taxonomy places the organism in Eukaryota, Metazoa, Arthropoda, Insecta, Hymenoptera, Formicidae.